Molecule: messenger RNA, 1060 nt
Organism: Cladocopium goreaui
Lineage: Eukaryota; Dinophyceae; Suessiales; Symbiodiniaceae
Source: the annotation of a GenBank genome assembly
CCGAGGAGUUGUCUGCUGCGGAACAUGCCACCAUCGGCGCUAGUGUGGGCUCCAUCGAAAUGGCCAUCAUGCGACCGGCGACCGAGCUUCAGCAGCAGCGAUUUUCUUUGGCACGGGCCAUGAACCCAGCCUACUGCUAUAGAGGAUUGCCUCUAGCGAUCGCGUCAAUUGCUCCCAUCACUUGCAUCCAGUUUGGUGCCAACAGCCUUUUCAGCUCCACCAUGAAGGCAGCCAAAGGAAAAGCUGAGCUGAAUGAAUUUGAGAAGCUUUUGUCGGCCGUCUUGGCUGGUGCCGCUUCUGCCUUGGUGCAAUGUCCGUGCCAGUUGGUUGAAGUGAAUCAGUCAAACCAUGGUUCAUCCAUGCUUGCGACUGCAAGGCGUGUGGUGUCACAGAAUGGCCUCCUUGGUCUUUACCGUGGAUAUACCAUGGGAGCCAUACGUGAAGGUAUUUUCUGCAGCUCGUACAUGGCAAUCAAUCCAAUGGUUAAAGGCUGGAUCCACGAGAGAGAACUGGAACUCUCAGACAACAGCACCACAUUGCUUUCAUCAGUUGUUAGCGGCACCUUGGGUGCAGCUCUGUCACAUCCCGCAGACACUCUGAAGACACGCUUGCAAGCAGGAGCGCUUCCACUGCGCCCUGGAGAACCUGCUGAGGCGAGCCGCAUCUCCGGUCCCAUUGCAGCACUGAAGGACAUCAGUGAGAAGGGCGACCUUUUGAAGAAAUGCUUCGCAGGUUUCUCUCCCCGAUUAUUUCGAUUGAUUUGCUGCACUUAUAUCUACAGUACCUGUACGGAGUCGUUAGAAGCGCUAUGGCAUUCAGCUACAGUGGAUCUGGUGGUGGGUGGCACAAGAGUGCAAGUCACCCAGAGCUACAACACCUAGGCUUCCAACUGCCAUAUUACCUGAAACAUGACCAGGCUUCCAGCUCUGGUAGCAAUACCAAGUCGCUCUGUUGGGCUGAAAAAGCCACCAAAUUUGUUGCCGCGCCAUGUUGAAGUUUGGUGGAAAAGACUUGGAAGUGGUAGCACCGGCAGCAGUGCAAGAAAGGUUCUAGUCCUUGC